Molecule: messenger RNA, 928 nt
Organism: Camelina sativa (false flax)
Lineage: Eukaryota; Viridiplantae; Streptophyta; Magnoliopsida; Brassicales; Brassicaceae
Source: RefSeq, a predicted model, not a curated record
CCAUUGCUUACAACCAUUUCGGUGAAGGACUGGUUCAGAGAAUGCCAAGGUGCAGGCAUGGGUAUUUCCAUGUGGUUAACAACGACUACACUCACUGGGAGAUGUACGCCAUCGGUGGGAGUGCAGAACCAACCAUCAACAGUCAAGGAAACAGAUAUGCUGCUCCCAUGGACCGCUUCGCCAAGGAGGUGACGAAAAGAGUGGAGACAGAUGCAAGUGAGUGGAAGAAGUGGAAUUGGAGGUCGGAAGGAGACCUUCUACUGAAUGGAGCAUACUUCAGGUCAUCAGGAGAAGAAGCGUCUGCUAGCUAUGGACGAGCCUCAAGCUUAGCAGCUAAACCAUCAUCUAUGGUCGACACUAUUACCUCCACUGCAGGAGCACUAGGUUGCCGUAAGGGCAGACCUUGCUAGUUGCUACUUCUCUCUCGCUCUCUCUAUACCACCAUCAUAGCAACUAACCUCAAACCCUUUCACAUAUCUUUGGAAGGUGCAUAUAUAGUACUACUCUAUUCUGUUUUCCUCUUAAGACGGUCAUUUCCCGUUUUCUUCCGGAUGGUAGGAAUUGGUCAACCUCGGCUUGCUUCUUCUUCGUCUUCUUAAAAAAGGUGGGAAUGCAGAGAGAAGCAAGCGCAGAAGCGUUGUUCAAAAAGUCUCCUUCUAGUUUACAAAUCUCUUAUUGUCUUAGGUUUGGCUUUUGUUUUUGGGGUUGUUAAGGUCCUUUGGUUUUAAUGGAUCUCCCCUGAGUUCUAGAGUCUCUUUUGGGGUGUUUUUUUUGGUUCUAAUUCCCUUUAAAGUUAGUGACAGCAGUUGCAAAAAUUGUUACAAGACGAUUGAAAAGCUUUUGGUUUGAUUGCAACUUCCAUUGGCUUUUAUGUUUUGUUUGGUUGUUGGCAUUUUUUUCAGUGGAUAACAAAUUGUUUAAAUCUGUU